CCGGGCUGAGCCGCAAAGCGGCGAUUAGCCCAGUUUGGAGGCAGGUGCCGUUGCCGGCGCCGCGGCUCAGCGAGCUCAGGAUGGCUUCUUCUGAAUUUCAAGCGUUGUCCCAAGACGAACUCCGAAAAAGACUUUAUCAGACAUUUAAGAACCGAGGUGUUUUGGACACACUUAAGACGCAGCUCCGAAACCAGCUAAUCCAUGAACUGAUGCAUCCAAUUUUAAGUGGAGAACUUCAGCCACAACCAGUGUCCAGUGAAGGCAGUUCAUUGUUAAUUGGAGCUUCCAACAGCCUGGUGGCAGAUCACCUGCGCAGUUGUGGCUAUGAAUAUUCACUUUCUGUUUUCUAUCCAGAAAGUGGAUUAGAAAAGGAGAAGGUGUUUACUAUGCAAGAUCUUCUGCAGCUAAUUAGGAUCCACCCAAAAUCCAGUCUUUACAAGUCAUUGACUUCAGGAGCUCAAAAAGAGAACAAAAAAGGUUUUCUUAUACAGAUGUUAAUGGAGCUGACAGAACAUCACCUAUGUAAGGAAAGUCGCAACACAGAAACUCAGACAAUCUCAAUACCUCCUUACAGAGAAUCUCUUGUUGAAAAACUUCAACUGAUUGAUGAACAGUUUGCAGACAUUUAUUCCCAACAUCAGAAAUUUGAGUCUUUAGAAGUGAAACUCAUUGAAUAUCGAAAAGAAAUAGAGGACCAACUUCAAGCAGAAAUGUCUGAAAAGUUACAACAUUUCAAAGAGGUUGAAAUAGCAAAGAUCAGAAUAGAAGAGAAAGCACAAUGCCAGAAAGAAGUUUCUGAUUUGCGUCGAGAGUUUGAAAGGACAAACCAAGCCAAGUCUGAGGCUCUGAUUGCUCGUGAAAAGAAUGCUAUUGAAAGACUUCAAAAACAACAGGAGAUUGAAGCAAAGGAGGUUUAUACACAAAGACAAAGUCUGCUGAAAGAUAUUGAAAUGAUAAGAACCAGAGAGGCAGAACUGAAGCAAAGAAUUGAAGGUUUUGAACUUGCUCAGAAACUUCAAGAAGAAAAAAAUAAAGCUGUUGAUGAUGCACUGCGACGUCGGGAGAUAGCUGUGAAGAACAUUGAGGAGACUUACGACCAAAAGCUUAAGAAUGAACUACUGAAAUAUCAACUCGAGUUGAAGGAAGAAUAUAUAGCCAGAACCACUAGGGUUACUGAAGAUGAGAAAAAGAAUAAAGAGAAGUCUAUACUGUUGCGUGAAGAGACCAUUGCUGUUAAUUCAAAGAAGGAAGAACUCAAACAAGUUGUAUCACAUGCAAAAGAACUUGAGCUGGAGCUGGAUUCAGUAAAGGCGCAGGUGUUAUUGGUAAACAAACAGAAUCAGUUGUUGACAGAAAAAUUGAAAGAGAUUGCGGACUAUCCCUUGUUAAAGGAAGAGAAACUGGAGCUUCAAGUGCAAAAUAAACUACUUAGACAACAACUGGAGGAGACUCGCAAUGAAAACCUGCAUUUCCGAGACAAGUUAACUCAACCAUCAGCUGAACAUGUAGCCUGCCAGGCAGAAUUGAGGCGAGUUGAACAUGCUAAAAAGCUGGAACAGGAUGAGUUUGAAACCCAUAAACAACUUCUGGAAAAGCAACUGCAAAGUGAGGUUGAACGUUGUGCACAAUUAAAGAUCCAGCUGUUAGACUAUGAAACUACUAUCAGAAAGCUAAACGUACAGGUUGAAGAUUUGAAAUUGCAGCUGAAGCAAACACAGACAGUUCUAGAGAAUGAAGUGUAUCGGAAUCCCAAGCCUUCUCUUGUUGAUCGUUCUGUCAUUGACUUCACUGGUGAUAGGAUUGUACCUCAUGACAUUUAUGUAGAUGGUGCUUUCUUGAAGAACCGGGCUGUUACUGAUAUUGUUGUGGCAGAUGAUGUUCCAAACGUUGGUUAUCGCCAGCAUUCACGGACCUGCAACUCUUCUCCAGAUUCUGACCUUGAAUUUGUCGCCAAAACCAAAGCUAGGAUAAAAGAACUAGAAAAAGAGGCAGAGUAUUUGGAAGAGGCCUACAGAAAUUACCAGCAUAGAGUCAUUCAAGGUGCAGUUGCAAGCAGGACACCAACAAAGACUAAGUCUCCUCUAUAUUUGCGAAAUGCUGUUACAUUCCCUUUGGCUUCUCAACACAGAGUUAUGUUUGUAGAAGACAACCUUGGCUCUCAGCAUUUCUCUCUUAGCAGUCCAAGAGGCCCAAGAUAUGUUACACCUGGGCAUGAUGAUGUCUUGAAAAAUCAUCUAACUACUCCCCGAAGAAGAGUCUCUUCCUCCAGACGUCUUUCUUCUACUCCUCUUUCCAAAGUGGAGAGAAACAUCAAUAGCCAUAUACUUCCAGAAGAUAGCAGUGAGUCGUACCUAGUCUCUUCCCAACAGAGUGUCGACCAGCCUCUUUCUCCUAUUUUGAGGAUAGGCCAUCUUUCAUCUUCUGAGUCUGCUCCUUCCUCUCCAACCAGUCAGGGAGAAAAGUUGAGUCCUCAUGAACAGCAAGCUGAUAAUCAGGACUUCAAUGACUCUUCAAAGCCAGAGAAGCUAGCAUAUGAGGACCUUGAAGAACAUGAUUCUUCUCUUAAAUAUCAAGGGGACAUUCCAGAGCAGCUCGAAAGUGAUGUGUCCCAUCCAUCUGGGGACAGCGUCAAUGGGAGCAAUGUCACAAACACAGUGCCAGCAACAGCCACUUCACAGCAGGAUUUAACAGUGGUUGAUCAAAGCCAGUCUGAAGAACAGAAAAGAGAAGAGAAUGAGAAAAAAUGGGAAGAAGAAAGGAGAGAAAGAGAAGAAAGAAGGCAAAGAGAAAGGCAGGAAGCACUGGAAAGGGAGGAAAGAGAACUAGAAAAACUGAAUGAAGAAAUGAAGUUGACCCAAGAUUCGUUGAAAAGUGAAGAAGAAACAAAAAAGACAGACCAUGAAGUGGAAGACUCAGAAAUCAGUAAUCCUGACGCUAAAGACAAUUUGUGUGACCCUCGUCCUAAUCCACUAGAAAAAUACAUGAAACUGAUACAGCAGAGCAGAGAGCAGGAGCUGACAAACAAGAGCUCCAAAAAAGAGGAAGCGGAAGAAGUAUCACUAAUAGAGAAACUUCUGUCUAGUGAAAAAGAUGACAGUGCUGCAGGCGUCUCUCAUGGAGAACCGGAUGAAGACUUCUGGUGAAUAGCAGCUACUAUCUCCUAAUGACCAGCACAAUGGAGGAUGGUGUGAAGUUAUGUAAACAGUCACUACACCACAAGAACUGAAUAUUUUCAUGCACAAUGGUUUCAGCUGGGGAUCAGAAUUAAAGUUUAAUAUGUUCAUAUUAGAAGCCUUUUACAAAGACAUUAUCCCAAAUGAGUAAUUUUAGAUGAAUCUACUAUGACUGGUAGUACUAAUAGCUGCUAAAAUCAUAAGCACAGGGCCUAACCUUUGUGUUUUAAGCUUUCCCAUAUCUUUACAAAAUAUUCUAGGAGUCACUGCAGCAUGUUGAUCAGAAAGUGUUUGUUUUCAUAUUCAUGAAAAAGCGCUGGGCUGUGACUGAAAAGCAAAGGUUCCUAUUCUAUUAGGAUGUAAAGCAGUUCAACAUUUUUUCAGGUAAAUUAGGUGACUUUUUAAAAAAUACCAUCUUGCCUUAAGAGAAGAGUUUUAAAGAUUAAAUGAUAAAAAUGAAAAUUCAAAGUAAGUAGAUUUGAAAGUGAGUGUCUUUUCCAGCAUGCUUAUAUUGCUGGUUUCACAAAUGGCAUGUCAAGAAGACUCUCUCUGACCCAAGGUUCAGAUAUGCUGAUUAUGAUUACAAUUUUUAAUGCGUUCUGAUAGAUACCUGAUAACUAUUUCUUUGAAACCACCUUUAGAUUAGUGUAGUUUUUCACUGGAGAUAACUUGUUUAAGUACUUUGCUAUAGCAGCAGCAAGAUGGGGGAAGAAAAAUACAUGUUUUUAAAAGGUGAGCCUCAUGCUGUUUCACUGCUGGUAUCGUCAGUAUUCCAUAAGAGGGUACAAGCACAACUGUCUUCAUCUUCUACUUUUUUUAGGUUUGCAUUUUAUAGACUGUUCUGGUAUUUUAUAAUAAAAUGUGUCACCUGUGCUCUGACAUGUU
This is a messenger RNA of Malaclemys terrapin pileata, 4058 nucleotides long. It is a transcript of the gene OFD1, whose product is annotated as OFD1 centriole and centriolar satellite protein. Gene Ontology annotation, cellular component: ciliary basal body; centrosome. Gene Ontology annotation, molecular function: protein binding. Gene Ontology annotation, biological process: epithelial cilium movement involved in determination of left/right asymmetry. The transcript has 23 exons. Lineage: Eukaryota; Metazoa; Chordata; Testudines; Emydidae. The coding region runs from base 81 to 3143 and encodes 1020 amino acids. The record is from RefSeq and is a predicted model, not a curated record.